CUCAGUGACUACGGUAGGUGUUUACGACAGUUGAGAGAGCGUUUGGGGCAGGGUGAGAUGAGACGAGAUGAGAGAAAGAGAACGAGGAAUGUAAACAACAACAACAACUAGCAGGUCUGUUUCUUCAAGCAGCACAGGAUGUCAUUCAUUACUGACUUCCAGCCACAACAAUUCAGCAUAUGCUGAUAAUACCCCAUCAUUCUACAAGGGAAAAACAAAGAAGUAACAACUGCAAUCUGUCUGACAUAUUAUGGUAAAGAUGGAGUUUGUUAAAGAGGAGAUUGAAGACAUGAGUGAUCCAGAACCAUCCAGAAUAAAACAUGAAGAUACUGAGGAACAAAUAGAUGAACAAAAAAUCUUAUGGGUUCGAAACUACAUGAAGACUGGAUGGAAGCGAUGGAGCAAAGACACAGACUGAAUGAAGUGGAGGAGAAAUGUGACUUAAAAACUCAAGGAACAAACGCCAAAAAGCCGCACGCCUGUGCUCAGUGUGGAAAGAGUUUCAGACAAAAAGGAAACCUUAACACCCACAUGAGAGUUCACACUGGAGAAAAACCGUAUACAUGCACUCAGUGUGGAAAGAGUUUUACUCAAGCAUCAGGUCUCAAUAAUCAUCUGCUCCAUCACUCUGGAGAAAAACCAUUCAACUGUGAUCAGUGUGAUAAAAAGUUUAAUUCGUCAUCAAAUCUAAAAAGUCACCUGAAAGUUCAUUCAGAUGAGAGGCCUUAUAUGUGUUCUUUCUGUGGGAAGAGUUUUUCACGGCUGGAUGGUUUUAAACAGCACCAGAAAAUGCAUAAUGUAGUAAGAGAUCAUGUGUGUUGUGACUGUGGGAAGAGCUUUACUACACCUACUCAACUGAAACGGCACCAACUAAUUCAUACUGGAGAAAGACCUUACAAGUGCUCCGUUUGUGACAAGAGAUUCAAUGUGUCUGGAAACCUGAAAGUACACGAGCGACUUCAUACUGGAGAGCAGCUGUACAACUGUACUUGGUGUGGGCAGAGUUUCAAAUCUUCCAGAGGUCUCUGUAAUCAUCUGCGCAUUCACUCUGGAGAAAAACCAUUUAACUGCGAUCAGUGUGGUAAAGACUUUAGAUCAUCAUCACAUCUGAACAAAGUUUAUUCAGAUGAGAGGCCUCACUUGUGUACUUUUUGUGGAAAGAGUUUUUCAUGGCUGAACAGUUUUAAACUCUACCAGAAAACAGAUAAUGGAGUGAGAGAUCAUGUGUGCUUUGACUGUGGGAAGAGCUUUACUGCAGCUGGCCAGCUUAAUCGGCACCGAAGAAUUCAUACUGGAGAAAAACCUUACAAGUGCUCAUAUUGUGAGAAGACUUUCACUCAGUCUGGAAACCUGAAAGCACAUGAGCGAGUUCAUACUGGAGAGAAGCCGUUUUACUGUACUGAUUGUGGAGAGAGUUUCACCCAAUCAACGACUUUAAAGAUUCAUAUUAAAAACCAUUGUCAUGUGUCACACUGAGCAAAUAUUUAUCCUCAGAUCUAAUGCGUUCAAGAAAAUCAUUUGAGAUUCAGUAUAUGGAGUUAUUAAAUUCAAUUAAAUGUGUAGUUGAACUAGCCUUGCUGUGAAAUACAAUGAGAUUUAUGGAUGUGUUUCUAUCUUGGAGAGCAGCAAAAGUGUGUGAUCACUGUAAUCUCUGAUCCAAAAUUAAAAGAGUCCGGAAACAAAUGUAACAAAAACCAACAAACAGCCAUUUAUAAGUAUAAAACGAUUCCUUAAAUUUGAGAUUUAACUUUAAUAUGGAGUUUUUGAAUCAUGUUUUUUAUAGAUUGCCUACACAUUUCUCUUCAAUUAUAGGCUAUGUAUAAUAACAAAAAUAAAAUGACUAUUUAACUGACAA
Molecule: messenger RNA, 1855 nt
Organism: Ctenopharyngodon idella (grass carp)
Lineage: Eukaryota; Metazoa; Chordata; Actinopteri; Cypriniformes; Xenocyprididae
Product: gastrula zinc finger protein XlCGF8.2DB-like
Exons: 4
Coding region: 361-1476 (371 amino acids)
Biological process (GO): regulation of transcription by RNA polymerase II
Cellular component (GO): nucleus
Molecular function (GO): RNA polymerase II cis-regulatory region sequence-specific DNA binding; DNA-binding transcription factor activity, RNA polymerase II-specific
Source: RefSeq, a predicted model, not a curated record